Molecule: messenger RNA, 518 nt
Organism: Saprolegnia diclina VS20
Lineage: Eukaryota; Oomycota; Saprolegniomycetes; Saprolegniales; Saprolegniaceae
Exons: 1
Coding region: 82-468 (128 amino acids)
Source: RefSeq, a predicted model, not a curated record
UUGGAGGCGACGUGGAAGGUUUCAUUUUCCCACAAGUGCAAUGUCAAACUUGGAAGCUUCGAUAGUCGAAGAACUACCAGCAUGGAAACGACGGCGACGCCCGAGACGAACGACGAAUGCGACAAGCGCGUGGACGCCAAGCACGUCUUUUGGCGCCCACCACCAAGCAACCAAGAGGAGAGCGACGCCCCGCCACCGCCAUCGCCCGACACGACGGCCAAGAAAGAUACCAUAGCUCCAUCGCUCGACGAUCUACGCUUCACGGAAACCGAGGCUGCGCUCGAUGAAUGGAAGCAGCGUGUUCAGAGCGACCCGCGGCGGAUCUUGGAGGCGCAGCUCGAUCGGUGGCAGAGCAACAACGGCCCGGCAAAACGUGCCACCAACGACAGUGACAGUGACGACGGUGACGAUGAUGACGAAGAGAUGUACGUGGCCCGCCAGCGCCAUUACCUCAAGCAGCGCAAAUAACUGGACGCGACUUGCUCUUGAAUAAAUACGUCUAUCUACAACCUCUUAUA